GAACUGCCCUCGUGACCCUGGCAACGGCGGCGGCCACGGGCUUGCUAGAGGAAGCGCCGCCCCUGCAGCCGCAGCCACGGCCACCGGGAGCUAGGAGUGAACCCCUGCGGGGGAGCAGCUUCCCCCUCGCGAUCGUGGGGACAGCCAGUCCUGUGAAACGAGGAGGCGGUUCCGGACGCCCAGAAACGCCCAGGGAGAACUGGAGCCAGGGGAAGAGGGGACAUGAGCGGCCAGCUGAGUCCAUCCCCAGGCGGCUAGGGGCGGACCCAGCAGCCCCUCAGCUCUCCUCGUAACCACGGAAUCUGAGAGAAUGGAGCCGAGUACCUGUAGGACCAUGGAAUCAGAGGAAGACUAUGUUGAGGAAAAGAAAUCUGAGAAGUGUGUUAAAGAGGGAGUUACCAACCCCUCUAACUCUUCACAGCAGGCUCUCUUAAAAGCUGACUAUAAGGCAUUAAAAAAUGGGGUUCCCUCACCCAUUAUGGCCACAAAAAUUCCGAAGAAAGUCAUAGCCCCAGUUGACACAGGCGACUUAGAAGCUGGGAGGAGGAAGAGAAGGCGGAAACGCAGGUCACUGGCCAUCAACCUGACCAACUGCAAGUAUGAGAGUGUGCGUCGGGCAGCCCAAAUGUGUGGCCUGAAGGAGGUGGGGGAGGAUGAAGAGUGGACUCUGUACUGGACAGACUGCGCUGUCUCACUGGAACGAGUCAUGGACAUGAAGAGGUUUCAGAAAAUCAACCACUUCCCUGGCAUGACAGAAAUCUGCCGCAAAGAUCUGCUGGCUCGGAACCUCAACCGCAUGUACAAACUCUAUCCCUCUGAGUACAACAUCUUCCCCCGCACCUGGUGCCUCCCCGCAGACUAUGGGGACUUCCAGUCCUACGGUCGUCAGCGAAAAGCCCACACAUAUAUCUGCAAGCCAGACAGUGGCUGUCAGGGACGUGGCAUCUUCAUUAUCCGAAAUCCCCGGGAGAUCAAGCCAGGAGAGCAUAUGAUCUGCCAGCAGUACAUCUCCAAGCCCUUCCUCAUUGAUGGCUUCAAGUUUGAUAUGCGAGUCUACGUCCUGAUCACAUCCUGUGACCCUCUCCGGAUCUUCAUAUAUGAGGAGGGCCUAGCCCGUUUUGCCACCACACCCUAUAUGGAGCCCAGCCAUAACAACCUGGACAAUGUCUGCAUGCACCUGACCAACUAUGCUAUCAACAAACACAAUGAGAAUUUUGUCCGGGAUGACGCUGUGGGCAGUAAGAGGAAGCUGUCGACACUCAACAUCUGGCUGCAAGAGCACAGCUACAACCCUGGAGAGCUGUGGGGGGACAUCGAGGACAUCAUCAUCAAAACCAUCAUCUCAGCCCAUUCUGUUCUACGCCACAACUACCGAACCUGUUUUCCCCAGUAUCUGAAUGGAGGUACAUGUGCCUGUUUUGAAAUCCUUGGUUUUGACAUCUUGCUGGACCACAAGUUGAAGCCCUGGCUGCUAGAGGUAAACCACUCUCCAAGCUUUACCACGGACUCAUGCCUUGAUCAAGAAGUAAAGGAUGCACUUCUCUGUGAUGCUAUGACCCUUGUCAACCUCCGGGGCUGUGACAAAAGGAAGGUGAUAGAGGAGGAUAAGCGGCGAGUCAAGGAACGGCUUUUCCAGUGCUACCGACAGCCACGAGAAUCUAGGAAAGAAAAAACUGAGUCAUUCCAUGUGGCAAUGCUGGACCAGGAACGAUAUGAGGAUUCUCACCUGGGAAAAUACCGGCGGAUCUACCCUGGGCCUGACACAGAGAAGUAUGCCCGCUUCUUCAAGCACAAUGGCUCCCUCUUCCAGGAGACUGCUGCUUCCAAGGCCAGAGAGGAGUGUGCCAGGCAGCAACUAGAGGAGAUCCGCCUUAAGCAGGAACAGCAGGAGACCUCGGGCACUAAGAGGCAAAAGGCCAAGGACCAGAACCAGGGUGAAUCAGCUGGGGAGAAAAGCCGACCCAGGGCAGGGCUCCGGAGCCUUUCCACCCGCUUGGCUUACAGGAACCGCAACUGGGAGAAAGAGCUGCUGCCGGGACAGCUGGACACCAUGAGGCCUCAAGAAAUUGUGGAAGAGGAGGAGCUGGAGCGGAUGAAGGCUCUGCUACAAAGGGAGACUCUCAUCCGAAGCCUGGGUAUCGUAGAGCAGCUCACCCGUCUGCAGCACCCUGGCCCCCAGGGCCAGAAAAAACUUCAUGAGAGUCGGCCCAAGAACUUCAACUGGACAGGAGAGCCGGCAGCCAUCAACUCCUGUUCAUUGUCAAUGAAGAAGGCUGGGAGGUGCUAUUUUUCCAGUGCCAGAAUCAGGCUCACUAGCCAAGGACAAGCCAGCAGAAGGCUAGAAGCCAUAAACCGAGUCCUGGCAGGAUCAGUGCCACCCACUUUAACCCCAAAGCAGGGCUAUUUUCUGCAACCGGAAAGAGUGGCAUCUGACUCAUGGACUGAAUGCACCUUGCCCUCCAUGGUAAACUCUGAACACAGAGCAGCCAAGGUUCCCCUCUGCCCUGCGUCUGCACCCAUGCUGCAGUGUUCCAGAGCACUCCUCAACAUCAAUCAGUUCAGGUGCGGCCCGGGGCUGGAGGCCAUCCAGGAGACAAUGAGCCCCCUUCCCAGAGAAGCCGAUUGCCCAAGGCACUGGGCUGUCGCCGUCAGAAGACUGCCGAGCGGAAGCCCUGCCCACCGAGGUGGCGGAGACAGGCAGGCCUGCGCAGCCGCUGGGGCGGAGGGACGGCUCUUGGAAACGGAAUCCGUACUUUAAUUAAAGUUUAUGCAGUUUUC
Molecule: messenger RNA, 2778 nt
Organism: Gorilla gorilla gorilla (western lowland gorilla)
Lineage: Eukaryota; Metazoa; Chordata; Mammalia; Primates; Hominidae
Gene: TTLL13
Product: tubulin tyrosine ligase like 13
Exons: 16
Coding region: 311-2758 (815 amino acids)
Biological process (GO): protein polyglutamylation; microtubule cytoskeleton organization
Cellular component (GO): ciliary basal body
Molecular function (GO): tubulin binding; tubulin-glutamic acid ligase activity
Source: RefSeq, a predicted model, not a curated record